AUGGGAGAAACGUUGCAGCUUUACAUUUCGGCGUCUCCAAAAACGGUGGCGGCAGUUUUAUUAUUGGAGCGCAAGAAAUUACAGACGCCUAUAUAUUUUGUGAGCCAUGUGCUAAAUGCUGCGGAACGGAGGUACCCUCUAGUAGAAAAAACCGCGUAUGCAGUAGUCAUAGCGGCAAGAAAAUUGCGACCAUACUUUGAUACGCAUACCAUUGAAAUUCUGACAAAUCAACCGUUAGAAAAAUCCCUUCAGAAAAUGGAAACCUCUGGUCGUCUGCUGAAAUGGGCAAUAGAGUUAUCGGAGUACGCACUGAUUUAUAAGCUAAGAGUGUCGAUUAAAGCCCAGGCUUUGUCGGACUUCAUAGUAGAAACUUCUUACACUAAAGAGGAAGAUGAAAUCGGCACGUGGAAGGUAUCGGUUGACGGCUCAUCGGCCUCAACUGGGUCUGGGGCCGGUAUCAUCAUGACUUCCCCACAAGGAGAUGUAUUCGAAUAUGCAAUCCGGUUCAAAUUCAAGGCCUCCAAUAACGAAGCUGAAUAUGUAGCGGCGCUAGCAAGAGUUCAGUUAUGCAUAGCAGCAGAGGCAAAGAGGGUAGAGUUAUCCACAGAUUCGCAGUUGGUAGCUAGCCAUUUCAAUGGUGGAUACGAAGCCCGUGAACCAACGAUGAUAGCAUACUUAGCUAAACUUAAAAGCAUAACAACAGCACUUGACCACUUUGUAAUCAACCUGAUACCUCGUGGCAAAAAUACUCAAGCAGAUGCACUGGCAAAGCUUGCAAGUUCUAGCUUUAAUGACUUAGAACGCACGGUAAUGAUUGAAGUUCUAAAGAAAAAAAGUAUAGACGAAGAGACUCACAAACAAGUAAAUUGCGCAUCAGAAGGCCGUGAAUGGUAUGAAGAUAUAUUGGCCUACAAAGUCCAAGGUGUACUCCCCACAGAUAAGAACGAGGCGCAAAAAAUCAAGAAAGAUAGCGUUUGUUUUGUUAUGUUCCGGGGCAUGUUAUACAAGAGGGGUUUCUCACUGCUGUUAAGGAGAUGUUUAACGGCAUAUGAAUCAGCAAGAUUAAUAGAAGAAAUACACGAGGGUGAUUGCGGAAAUCACUCAGGGGGCCGAUCAAUGUCGUUAGAAGCAAUGAAAAGGGGGUACUACUGGCCAACAAUGAAUACGGACACUCUAGCCUACGCCAAAAAAUGUGAUAAAUGCCAGAAAUUCGGACCAGCGAUAAAUCAACCACCGAAUGACCUGACUCCUAUCCUCAAUCCGAUUCCAUUUGCGCAAUGGGGUAUGGAUAUUGUCGGCCCAUUUACCUCAGCAACUGGAGGGCGUAAGUUUUUGAUAGUCGGGAUAGACUACUUCACAAAAUGGAUAGAAGCAGAACCUGUGGUGAAGAUAACAGCAAACGAGGUAAAGAAGUUUAUCUGGAAAAAUAUCUUCACCAGAUUUGGAUUACCGAUAGCAAUGUUGUUCGAUCACGGUUCUCAAUUCGUCUGCAACCCGGUAAAAAACUUUCUAGGCAUAUACAAAGUAAAGUUUGCUUAUGCUGCAGUCUGCCAUCCUCAGUCUAACGGCCAAGCUGAAGCCGCUAAUAAGCAGGUUUUAAGUGCCCUAAAGAAGAAAAUUGAAGAUGCUAAAGGCCUAUGGGCAGAUUUAGUACCAAAAAUAUUAUGGGCUAACAAGACGACAACCAAAGAAACAACAGGCGAGUCGCCCUUCAAUCUUGCUUUUGGAUCAGAGGCAGUAAUUCCUGCGGAAGUAGGGUUACCAACAUUUCGAAUUCAACACUUCUGCGAAGAUCAGAAUGACCUCCUAUUACGGCAACAAUUGGACUUCCUACCGGAAGUAAGAUUAAUGGCCUCUAUUAAAUCUGCAGCUUACAAAAACAGAAUGAGUCAAGCCUACAACAAGCGCGUCAAUCAUAGGCCGUUAGAAGUUGGAGAUCUAGUUUUGCGUAGAACGGCGGCAACAGGAAAGGGAAACGCCGAUGGUAAGUUCACGGCCAACUGGGAAGGACCCUACCAAAUAUAUGAAACAAUACGCCAAGGAUCUUACCGUCUCAUGACACUGGAAGGGGUCCAGUGA
Messenger RNA from Chenopodium quinoa (quinoa), 2079 nucleotides. RefSeq lists its product as uncharacterized. Gene Ontology annotation, biological process: DNA integration. The transcript has a single exon. Gene Ontology annotation, molecular function: nucleic acid binding; RNA-DNA hybrid ribonuclease activity. The coding region runs from base 1 to 2079 and encodes 692 amino acids. NCBI's taxonomy places the organism in Eukaryota, Viridiplantae, Streptophyta, Magnoliopsida, Caryophyllales, Amaranthaceae. The record is from RefSeq and is a predicted model, not a curated record.